CUAAAAUACUGUACAGUCACCAGGGGGCAUGCACACAGUAACACACUUGAGGAAACAUAAUUGGUCCAAUAUUUUGUCAAGAGAGUAAUUUAAAUGCGACCGGACCACUAUGGGAUAUGUUUAAGAUGUCAUUGUAAAUGAAAGUGGUGUGAGCGGCGGCGAAACGGCGAGCUGUUUUGGGGAUUUUCCAAUUCAGAUUUUGUUGCAGGAGGGUUUUUGCAGCCCCCGUCUCUCCGGCGUUGUUGUGAAUUGAUCUAACAUGGCGACUGUACCAGUUUAUUGCAUCUGUAGAUUACCUUACGACGUAACCCAGUUUAUGAUCGAAUGCGAUGCCUGCAAGGAUUGGUUUCACGGCAGCUGUGUUGGGGUGGAUGAGGAUGAAGCCCCAGACAUUGACAUUUAUCAUUGUCCCAACUGUGAGAAGACCCACGGCAAAUCUACAUUGAAAAAGAAGAAGAACUGGAACAAACAUGACACAGGGCAAAGCACAGACGUGAAACCCGUCCAGAACGGCAGUCAGGUGUUCAUCAAGGAGCUUCGGAGCAGGACCUUCCCCAGUUCUGAGGACGUGGUGUUAAAGCUGAGUGGACACCAGCUCACCCUGGACUACCUGGAGGAGAAUGGCUUCACAGAGCCAAUUCUGGUCAUGAAGAAGGAUGGACUGGGCAUGUCCAUGCCUGCUCCCACGUUCUACGUCAGUGACGUCGAGAACUAUGUCGGGCCAGAUGUUCUCGUGGAUGUCGUUGACGUCACUAAGCAAACGAACAGCAAGAUGAAGCUCAAGGAGUUUGUAGACUACUACUACAGCACAAACAGAAAGCGAGUAUUAAAUGUGAUAAACCUGGAAUUCUCAGACACAAGGAUGGCAAGUCUGGUGGAAAGCCCUCAGAUAGUGAGCAAACUUUCCUGGGUGGAGAACUACUGGCCGGACGAUGCCCUGUUGGGAAAGCCCAAAGUGACCAAGUACUGUCAGAUCUGCGUGAAGGACAGCUACACUGACUUCCAUAUCGAAUGCGGGGGCGCCUCUGUGUGGUACCACGUGCUAAAAGGAGAAAAGAUAUUCUUCUUGAUCAAGCCCGCGUCUGCCAAUCUGUCUCUGUAUGAGCGGUGGAGAUCUUCAUCCAACCACAGCGAGAUGUUCUUUGCAGACCAGGUGGACAAGUGUUACAAGUGCACGCUAAAGCAGGGGCAGACGCUUCUAAUUCCAUCUGGCUGGAUAAAUGCAAUACUGACUCCGGUCGACUGUCUGGCCUUUUCCGGACACUUCGUGCACAACCUGAGUGUGGAGAUGCAGAUGAGAGCAUAUGAAGUGGAAAAACGACUUAAAGUUGGCAGCCUGACCCCAUUUCCAAACUAUGAAACGGCCUGCUGGUACGUGGGACGGCAUCUGCUGGAGCGAUUCAAAGGCUUGCAUAAGGCAAACAAACAACCAGCCCCUUAUCUGGUCCAUGGUGCCAAAAUCAUUAAUGGAGCCUUCAGGUCAUGGACUAAGAAACAGGCUCUGCUAGAACAUGAAGAUGAACUUCCAGAAAACAUGAAGCCAGCACAACUCAUUAAAGACCUUGCCAAAGAAAUCAGGAUUUCAGAGAAUGCAACAAAAGCCAUCAAGACAGAACCUGGUGCCAAGAUGGCGGCCGAGGAUCCCCUCCCUCCACCUGCACCGGAGCCGGAGGAGCCUGUUUCCCCGACGCCCGCUCCCACGCCCCCCCAAGAAAAGCCUUCCCGAAAGAAAACUCCCAGGCCUCCUAAGCCGCCCAGACCCCCUAAACUCCCAAAGACCCCGAAAGCUCCAAAGACUCCAAAAAUAAAGGAUGGAGGAAAGAAGAAGGUGAAAAAGGAGAAAGAAGGUGUCAUUCCGCCAAAGGCCUGCGGCCUGGCUUCUCUUGAGUCCCACGCUAAGGAUACGCUGACCAAGACCGACCAGCCGAAAAAAGGGAAAGCUGCCAAGAAUGCUUUAAGUGCUUCGGAGAAAGAGGCAAAUAAGCAGAAUGACGUGGAGAAGUUUGAAAUUCGAGAACAGAACAAAAACAAACCUGAAGCGAAGUGGAAAUAUAAGAAUAGUAAACCGGAUUCCUUGUUGAAAAUGGAAGAGGAACACAAAUUUGAAAAGUCAUUGCUAUCAGGAAACAAAGAGAAGUUUGCAUUUUCGUUUUCCCAUAAAAAGUCGCUAGGCUCAAAAGGACCGAAGCCCCAAGCUCACACAUGCCUAUUCGGAUCAUUACAAAACAUCAAGGAAGAUAAACCCAAAGUGGUGAGAGAUGAGUAUGAGUACGUUUCUGACGAAGGGGAGCUGAAGAUCGACGAGUUCCCCAUUAGGAGGAAAAAGAAUGCAGUAAAGCGAGACUUAUCUUUUUUGUCGAGUAUUAAGGAACCCAUACAACAGGCAAAAAAAACAAAGCUGCACCCAACAGCUCCCAGGAAGUCUGACUCAUCAGAUGAAGAGUCACUUCACAUAGACACAGAGACUAAGCCAGAGGUCAAAGGUCGGAACUCAAAGGUCAAGAAAGAGAGUGGGAGUGCAGCAGGGAUCCUUGAUCUGUUACAAGCCAGCAAGCAAGUAGGCGGAAUCGACUACAAUGCUAACAGUCAGCCACCUGCAUCCCCCAGCACACAGGAGGCCAUCCAGGGCAUGUUGUCCAUGGCCAACCUGCCGACCUCAGUCCCCUGCCUGCAACAGUCGUGGAGCAACAACCAAUCAAAGAGCAACUCGGUCCCGUCGGGAAAGAAGUCGAGCGGGGGCAGCGGCAAUAACAAGCGACCGGCCAAGCGUCCUUCAAAGAAGAACCAGAAGAAUGCCUCCAUGGACAGCAUGGAGAUGUUUGAUGAUGACCAGGACCACCUAGACGCCUGCUUCAAGGACUCUGAUUACGUUUACCCAUCCCUGGAAUCAGAGGAAGAUCACCCUAUUUUCAAAUCCAGGUCCAAGAAGAGGAAGAGCUCCGACGACACUCCUUACAGCCCGACCGCUCGGGUGGGCCCUUCAGUGCCCCGGCAGGAGCGGCCGGCCCGGGAGGGAGCGCGAGUGGCUUCCAUAGAAACAGGGCUGGCAGCUGCGGCAGCCAAACUGUCCCAUCAGGAGCAGCAGAAGAUCAAGAAGAAGAAGAAGAGCUGUAAGAAGGCCAAACCAUCGCUCGAGGAGUCCAGCAAAGUCUCCCAGAACAGCAGCUCCCCGGAACCCAAUGUGGACUCGCAGGACAGCAGUUUGGCGGACCACGAGUACACCAGCGGGGCGGGCAAGGCCUCGGGGGGCUCGCAGCCGAUGGCUCCGGGGGUCUUUCUCACGCAGAGGCGACCUUCCACUUCAUCGCAGAACAACGCCACAGCAAAGGCGGAGCACGGCUUGACAGCGGAGGCCAAAGCCAAACGGCUAAAGAAAGGCAUGGCGACAGCCAAACAGAGACUGGGAAAGAUUUUAAAGAUCCACAGGAACGGGAAGCUCCUUCUGUGAGGGACAGUGUCAGACUGGCACCCACUGAUGAUGUCACGGGCCCCCGCCGAGCCCUCACUCUGCCCGAAGUCCUCCUCGCUCAUCAUGCACAAAGGCGGCGAACGUGGGCAGUAAGACCGCUUAUAACAUUUCUCCGUUUCUAAGAAGAGCGCGACUCAAAUAGGUUUUUGCCUCGACUUAAUACUUUAUAACUUUCAGAUAUUAAAAGUGUACAGAAUAUCCGCUAUAAAUAUUUUUUAAGAAAUGUGUGUCAUUUUACUACAGCUGUCUAUCAGGGGUUGCUAAAAAACAGAGAAGACAGAAAAGCAUUACAGUCAUUCCAAGUCAUAGAAAGUAUCCCUUGCAUGGAAUUAAUUGCAUGUAUGCACAUUUUUGUAGGGGGUGGGGGCACUCGCAUACACGUGAUGUGUACAGUUCAUUAUUCCAAAAUGGAUGUGGCUUGUCCUGCAGGUGCUGUUUCAGGCUGUACAGAUCAGCACAGUAAUGUGUCUCACAGUGUUUACCACAGGAAAAAUACUACAAAACCUCUCACCUCAGAUCAUCAGACUAUCUCCCUCAUGCCGCUGCUUAUUUUUUUUAAGUUUUUGGCAUUAGAUUAGUGUUUGCAGAGCAUUAACAGUGAUGUUAUUUAUUGAACCGAUUAAUAGAAUUAUUAUGGACCAACAAAUGGCACUUAGAGACAAUACUGAAGCACUAAAAUCAAAACCCAAAUAGAUGUUUUCAAUAAAAAAGUGCACAAUAAAGUACAAGAUGUUUAUAAAGCAGUCUGAACGCUCAGUGAUGACAUCUGUGUGUACUUCGGUGGAAGGUGGUCUCGAAUGCACGCCUCCACCCUGUUUACGUUGCUGUGCAACGUCAGUAAUUCUGUUUUUAUGUACUCUAAUAAGACUAUUUCUAAGAUGAAACUGCAAUAGUUUAAGGUGCUUAGAACUGAACACACCUCCCAGUCUUCUGGACAAUUCCUUCACUUGUUCCUUAUUAUCCUAAUCGCCAUGGAUGCUCCCUUUUGCCCAAAAUAAUGAGUUGUGGCAGAUCCACCUAAAAACAGUCACAGCUCAUGCCUAACACUCUGCAUGCCGUUCAUCUUGGAGAGAAGUGCAGCCGUUGGCUCUUAAGGCCGCGAUAAACACAUUAACGUGCAUUUUAUAUUACUUUAUUUCUCAAGGUGUGGGGUAGUGGGCAACACUGUCACCUCACAUCUCCAGGGUUGGGGGUUUGAAUACCCCCCCCCCCCCCACACACACACACACACACACACACACACAUACACUACGCUUAGUGCGUGUUUAGUUUGCAUGUUCUGUCUCUUUGUAGUUCCUCUGGGUACACCGGUUUGCUCCCACAGUCCAGUGACACGCACUUAAGCUAAUUGGUGUCUCCAAAUUGCCCGUAUUGUGUGCGCGCAGGUCUGUGCCCUUCGAUGGACUGGCAUCGCGUACAGACUAUGCCCCAGAUUUGUGCCCCAAGCUACCUGGUUUGGUCUCCCUGUCCAGAAUAAGUAGGUAGAAGAAGGGUGGGUGGAUGGAUGGAUUUUUGUUUCACUAUAUGAGAUAAAGUACACGCACGUUGGUAAAAUCUCAGUCUUUCUGAGACGUUGCUGAGAUACAACCUAGUGAAUAAUUUUGUGCAGUUUUGAAAUGUUGCUGCAGUAUUUGGUAAGACAGAAAAUUAAAAUUAUUCCAUUUAUUCUCCAAGAAAGACAGUUAAUCUGAAUUACUAAAUACCAGCCCUUCAUUUACUAAUUUUUAUAAAACAAUUACAGGAGGUAAUACCACAUCUGAUAUUUCUGUGUGUAGAUUUACUGGGAUAUGAAGUUUGGAAAAUAAAUGGGGAAAUGUUUAGUAUUCUCCUUCAGCGUAAUAUUCUCCCACAUGGGAAAUGAUGUGAUUAUCAAACGUUUACUCUUGUUACCACUGCGUUCAAAUUUACAUUUGCACAUUUCAGAAAGGUCACAGAGGGAUAGUUAAAAACUGAACACUAAGUUAAUGGGACUUACAGCCCAAAUAACAAGCCUCAUCCAUCUCGGGUCUGUUUUUAUGGCUUCACAGGGAUACUUUCUUACUCAAAUUUGUUUCACAGGCAGCACCAUCAACUAGAUAGAAAUAUGCAUUUAUAUUGUAUGUAGAAUGUAGCUUGUAUAUAGCUUUUUAAAUGACUACUUUUUGUAUCAGUUUUCUUUUUUUUAACACUUAAUUUUACAUUUCUACUAGUUUUUGCUAAUUAUACGUAUAUAUAUAAAAUAUUAAAUAUAUAUAUAUAUAUAAAUAUAAGAUAGCCUUUACUUUUUCAUUUUACCAGAGACAGUGUAGGACAUUUUAUUUUGUUGUUUUAUUUUUAAAGAGUUUAUUAGACCGAGGUGUUGCCUGGAAAACAAAGACAAAUAAACGGUUUAUGUCAUAUGACCUUACACAACAUGAAGCUAGUCGUGCUGAAACAAUUGAGUUCAUGCGGGAGGAAUGUUUGAGGACAUGCAGAAAGUCGCCGAUUUCGAAAGGAGAGCCUCCAGUCCAUAACCAGCCACUUGUUCUCCUACCCUGAUGGAAUUCGAGAUUAUUUUACUAGCACCUUGUGAAGUGUUUUCUGUGUCUGUGAUGUAAUUUAUAAAUGUUUGUAGUCUUUUAUAUUUGUACAUUUCUCAAGAGCUUGGAUUUUAAAUAUUUUAUCAGCCUGUGAAAUUCUUGUUUAAGGAAUCUAGGUGUCAGUAAGUAAGCAGAUGCCUGCGGCCUCAUUGACUUUUCAAGAAUUAGAGCAAUUUUAGGAACGAAAAUUAUAUGUUUAUUUUUAUUAUUAUUAUUAUUAUUAUUUUAUUAUCAUUAUUUUUUGAUUAUUGCAACUAUCAAUUAUUUUUAGCGGGAAAUCCGUAUGACAAGUAAUAUUGUUAUUACUAUGAUUAUAAUUAUUGUCAUUAUUUCUACUACUAUUAUUACUACUACUUUUACUACUACCAAGCAACUACUAUGUGGUAUUACUCUGCCAUCAUGCCUUUGAUUUUAUUUUGGUAAUACAGUAUGUAUGUUUGACAUGGUUUUAACAAGAUUUACAAGGUGAUACUCCAUUGUAGUGGUAUAUUUACCUGUGUAAAUCUUGAGUUCACUCCACAGAAUUGUUUAAAAUAUAGUCCAGAUCAAACUUUGUCAAGUUUUUAUUUGUAUAAAAAUUGUGAGUCGCUUUGUGGUUUAUUUUUCUAUGUACAGCUCAUUAAACACAGGCACCGGGGCACUGUCA
Molecule: messenger RNA, 6673 nt
Organism: Brienomyrus brachyistius
Lineage: Eukaryota; Metazoa; Chordata; Actinopteri; Osteoglossiformes; Mormyridae
Gene: phf2
Product: PHD finger protein 2
Exons: 22
Coding region: 260-3448 (1062 amino acids)
Biological process (GO): regulation of transcription by RNA polymerase II; protein demethylation
Molecular function (GO): histone demethylase activity; transcription coregulator activity
Source: RefSeq, a predicted model, not a curated record